Messenger RNA from Bradysia coprophila, 11082 nucleotides. RefSeq names its product guanine nucleotide exchange factor still life (gene sif). The record is from RefSeq and is a predicted model, not a curated record. NCBI's taxonomy places the organism in Eukaryota, Metazoa, Arthropoda, Insecta, Diptera, Sciaridae. Gene Ontology annotation, biological process: activation of GTPase activity; small GTPase-mediated signal transduction. Gene Ontology annotation, molecular function: protein binding; guanyl-nucleotide exchange factor activity.
AAAUCCUACAUUUAGUUCAAUCGAGAUAGUCAUUCGGUAGUAUCGUGAAUUUUCCGUGCUUCGUGUGGCCCGUGUACUAAAUCCUAAAUUUAGAAAAAGUGGAAAAGAAUUUUUUUUUCGGUUAAUAAUACAAAAACAGAAUAAUUUUUCUCCAGCAUUUAACUUUUUUCCAAUUUAUGAAAUUGGCAUAACAAGUAAAACAGGCGCAAUUUGUCUCGUAUGAUUUGUUUUUAGGAUUGGUGUAAAAACGAAUGCGAAAAAUAUUUUCAUUUCGAAGGAGAAAAGACAGAAAAACUUCUACUUUUUGUGUGUAGUCAUAAUUUGUCAUUAGCGGAAACAUACUGCUGUGAAUAACAAAGUCGACCAAUUUUCGGAGAACUAACAUUUUCUGAUUAAAAAUAUACAAGGAGAUACAUGUACGAUAAGUCGAAGGACGUGUCGCCGAGCUUAGUUGGUUAAACGAUUUAGCAAUUCUUAAAUAAAUUCAACAAAUAAAUAAAGGGACGUUGAAAAUAAAAUUAAUCAAAAUUUUCGUCGCGUCGUGUUCGUUGUAUUAUGUAUGUGGAAUGGUUCAUAUUGUUGUGAAAAGAUUAUACGUGUGAGCUGAGCCUAGUUAUAUUUUUUUAUUCUUAAACAUAUUAAUGUGAUUUUUGGUAUAUGAAAAAGCGGCUUGCAAAGUAUGUGUACAGUGUCGAAAGUGUAAUGAACAGUGAUAAAUGCCUUUUAUGUAUAUUAUUUAGCGAAUACAAAAAGAAAAAGAAAAUAAAUUUUAAAUAAAUCUCUAACACGUGAACAGAGAGAAAAAAAAAAGAAAAAGAAAAACCGCUUUCCGUAACACUGUGUAUUUGCGAGGCCCAACCAAAAGCAAUUUGAUUUGUUUUAUAGAUUGGAAGACAACGUUUCUAAUCCGUGUUCGUUUAUUUCCGCUCUCUUGAAACAGACGUUUUGUACAUUUCUUAUCGUCACAUUCGUAUCGUUAACUCAAAUGAAACUGGCAUGUGUAACCGUAAAUUUGCCGACACCGAUCACAUCCGACCAUUGAAAAGAAAUCGAACAGCAUUUAACUUAAUCACACGCACAACGUUCAUUGCUGGCUCAUUCUGGCAACGUCACCAUCAGAGUCCUCUGACAAUACCACCGAGAAAAAAGCGCUUCUAUUGCACUGCUGUUGUGUGAUAGUGAAAAUUGCCACCGUCACUCCAUCGGGUCGUUUACACGUUUCAACAACGACUUCUAAAGAUGCCACACUUAACAACAGUGGCUUCGGCAUCGGAGGUGCAAUUGUACGAGAUGGGGUAACCAGAAAUAAGCCUGUAUGCAUGUGUAAUCCACAGUGUCAGAUACAGGCUUUAAAACAAUCCUCAUUGGAAUCUGCUCUCACAAAGCAUGGCUCAUUAGACCAGCUACUUCAGCCAAGCGAUGCCCCAAAACCCCUCAAGGCCGAGAAAGGCUAUCGGCUCGAGACGACUUAUCAUCAAAUCAAUGGUCAAAAUCUCGAAAUCACGCGCAAAGUACCAAUAACUACUGAGAAGGAUUUUGUUGUCGCGAAAGCUAAUAAACCGUCUAUUGAUGUGAAUGCGGCUCGCAAAAAGAGUUUGCCGAAACAGCAUUCUCAGCCGCAGUUGCCAAUACGAACAUCAGAUUUGAUUGAAUUACUUAAUACUCAUGCAGGUCUUAAUAUAUCAAAUGUAUCAAAUGAAAAGCCUCAACCUCCACCACGUGUAUCAUCUCGUCAAAAAUCGACAGCAUCUGAUCUAAGUCAACAAACAAUUCAAAGAUCCGUGAAACAGCAUUUUCAACAGCCAAUUCAAAAACAACUGUCUCAGCCGAAUGGCGAGACAUCUAGCGAACACUUUGAUCGAACGCAACAUCAAAGACUUUCAUCACGAUCUGCUGGAGCAGCAUCAUCCAGUCAUCACGACGAGUUUAGCGAAAAUAGAAACUCAGUCUUGCAUCAGAGACAUUCGUCUGGUCCGAGCGAUCUAGGAUUACAUCAAACGGAUAUAUCAGAAUGGUUGCUGAAAUUGCCGCAUAAACGUAAUUCUGCAGUCGAAACAAAAGCUCAGCAAUCAGGAAGUAAAGGCAAUGUAAAGGAGUUAUCCGAUAAAAAGGAAGAACUGUUAGCAAAAUCGUUAAAGGACGAAUUAGCCGAAUUUCUCAAACGACCAUUGAAGCGUCAAAGUUCUGGACCAACUGAGCUAUCGACGUUCAAAAAUGAUAUUUUUGAUUGGUUAAGAUCACAGAACAUUCCGAAGAAAUUGCCUUCACUUUCGAAGGAUGAACCUACGUGCCGGCCAACGCAAGUCGUCGAUGCUCCUCCUGUACCACUUCCCCGUAAAAGACAUUCGUUAGGUCACAACGGAAAUGUGAAGGAUGACCCAUCAGAUUGGAAUCAUAGCUUGCAAUAUCACGAAAAGUCUUUGCAAUCUCAAAACAGUUGUUUAGACAUAUCAAAAGACUUGCGUGAACAACCUGUAGAGAGAUUAAGGCCAGACCGACAACUUAGACAUUCAGCCAGUGAGGUAGUGUCCUCAACGGCUGAGAAAAUUAUAACAAAAUUAGAUAAAGUCAGCAGUAAGCCUAAAAGCGUAAAGCCACCAAAGGAGAAGUAUCAAUACAUUUACAAAACCCUAACAACAAAUGGUGAACAUCCCGAAAAUGUUCUAGUCAAAGAAGAGCACCGACCAAGGCAUCGACAAACACAACGUUCCGCUACUGUUACAGAUAUGUCGACAGUCAAUGUUAAACAUAAACAACGUAAAUCGUCUUCGGCUGAACGCACAUCCAAAAGUUCAUCGCUGCCACGAUGUACAGAUCCAAUGUGCCCCCUCCUUCCCAUUUGCACUGACGCCAACUGUUGUGCGUAUGAAUGCUGCAAUACAUCCAGAUCUUUCGAAAGAACCAAUAUCUGCUCAGAACAACCGAUUUGUCAAGAGUCUCGAUGCACUGAUGUAUGCUACAAAUAUCGUUGCAAUUCUCUUCCUCGAUGCAUGGACUCGAAAUGCCUAUGCAAACCAGUUAACUACCAACCGAACAUUAUCAAGCACAACUCACUGCCACGAUGUGUUUAUUCGCAUCGAUCAUCCAGUUUGUCUAGAAAUAAUUCUCGGGGUUCGUUGCCACGAUUAUCAUCCAAAUCAAAAUCGCAUAAACAUUUGACUAACGGAAAACUGAUAAAGUCAGCAUCGGCAGCAUCGUUAAGUUCACGACGUCGCCGCAAUAAAACCGUUCAUUUCGGUGAAAAUCUACUGCGUGAAGUUUGUCAAAAUCGAAAAUUCAUUGAACCAUUGGAACAAAAAAUUCCGUCCGGAUCAGCUCCUCUGAAAGCGAAUAUUCAGAUGUUAUAUAAUUUUGUUGAUGGCAUAUUAAGUUCAUUGUUGGACGAGGAUGAAGAUAUGCUUUAUUUGGGUGCCGAAUCGGAGCCAGAACGCGGGGCAUUGAUGAUGCGACCGAUUCAUCGAUGCAAUCGCCUGCGAUUGCAAACAAUUCGAAGAGUUGUUACAGAAGCUGCUCAAUUGAGGGGCACGUUAAAAUUGGGAAACUCAAGAUAUAGACAUCGACAUUGGAGAGGUACAGCUAAAGAAUGUAAUGAGAGGUUCCUGAAAAAGAUAUCCGACGAUGAUCGCAUGAGCCUAACUACUGCUGUGUCUGAUGAAGAAGAUGGAGAAAGUGUCACCAUGGCGUCACCAUAUAAAGCAAAGACUACAGGAACGGCAGCUGCUUCUUUCAAUUGUACUGGUGCUGUAAGAAAAGCUGGAUUUUUGUCCGUUAAAAAAUGGCUACUGCGUAAAAAGCAUCAAAUAGAGCUAGCACGCAAACGAGGCUGGAAGGGCUAUUGGGUAUGCCUAAAAGGAACAACACUUCUAUUUUAUCCAUGUGAUUCACGCGAAGGCAGACAGGUGGAAUCUGCCCCAAAACAUUUAAUUAUCGUCGAUGGCGCAAUUAUGCAAUCUAUACCGGAACAUCCGAAACGUGAUUACAUAUUUUGCUUGAGCACAGCAUUCGGAGAUGCAUAUCUAUUUCAAGCACCGUGUCAGGUUGAGCUGGAAAACUGGGUAAAUAGCAUUCACAGUGCAUGUGCUGCAGCAUUUGCACGUCAUCGAGGCAAAACAGGAACACUUCAUUUACUUCAGGAAGAAAUCUAUCGAUUGGAAAAAGCUAUUGAAUCGGAUCAUAAACUGAAGCACAUGGCUGAAUUACAACAAAGCGUCGUUACCGACCAGGACACCAGGCAUCAAAUCCAAACGCAAAUUUUACAAUGGGAAGAGAAUUUGGAACGACUGCAUUGCGAACAAUUCCGUUUACGCUGUUAUAUGGCUUCACUGCAGAUUGGUGAAUUGCCAAAUCCGAAGUCACUUUUAACGCACUUCUCUAGACCUACCAAGAACACAUUAAAUAAAUUGGGUGUUUUUACGGUAUCAUCCUUCCAUGCCUUUAUUUGCGCUCGGUCACCGUCGCUAUUAAAUAAUUUAUUGGCUGGUCGUGGGGCAACGAAACGACGCCCACCAUUGCUAUCUCGGUCGAAUAGUGGUUCCAGCCGUCGCUCUAUGCAGAUGAAUUCACGUGAUGAUCCUGAUAAAACUUACAAAGUUCCGCUGCCUGAUAAUACAUCAUCCACUGUAUAUUUACGAGAUGCAAUGUCGGUCGAAGAAUUUUUGGCCAGCGCUUGCGUUCGAAAGAAUUUGAAUCCAAUGGAGCAUUUUGUACGUGUUAAGAAACGACGUGAGAUGGAAGAUAGCAACUACUUUGUGCCACAUCGAAAUGACUUGAUAGACACAUAUCUUCACACCCACGAAAUGGUUGAAGUGUGUGCGAAAAUUUUGUACCAGGUCGAAUUGUCGCGCAACAAUUUGGAACAAAUGUGGGGCUUUUCCGUUGAAGCUGAACUUAUCGAAAAUGCGGAUCGUCAGGACGAGCUAUGCUGUUAUGUCAGUCGUGUCGAAGACAAAAGUGUUGCUAUGCAAAACGACGAUGAUCCGGAUGCACCAAACGCUGGCACACAUUGUGCUGAUUUCCAAGGCAUUAUAAAAGGAGACGAAAUAAUGGUUAUUAAUGGAGCAAUCGUGUCAGACUUAGAUAUGAUGUAUCUGGAGAGUGUUCUACAAGAGGAACAAGCAUUGUGUAUGAUGAUGAGAUCAUCACGAACCGAACCGCCUGAACUGCAAAAGCCAAGUCGUGUUACUGACGAUAUGAUCGAUUCGUUAGUUUGUCCACCGCCACCAUCAGAUCCGCCAGUUAUGAGCGAGGAAAUGAUAUCCGGACUGAUCGUUCCGGCACCGGGUUGGACUAAAGACAUAAUGUAUUCACCAGACGUGGAAAGUUCUCCGGCACCAUCUUCAUCAGCUGAACCACACAUGAUGUCGUUAGGGAAUAAACAAACAUCUCGAACGAGCAGUUUCGAAAUUGAGAAUUUAUUGAAAACUGCCGAACAAGUCACCGGUUUUUGUCGAUCUCCACAAGAGACGAGGAAGUCAAGUCCAACUGGGUCGGUUGCAUCAUCUAUGUCGAAUACAAUGCUUACACCAUCCAGGCAACUCACCGAUGCGGAAAAAUUACGGAAAGUCAUUUUGGAGUUGGUCGACACCGAACGGGCAUACGUUAAGCAUCUCAACAACCUCUUAGAACACUAUCUGGAGCCAUUGAAAAGGGAAACCUUUUUAUCGAAUGCGGAAAUUACAGCGCUGUUCGGUAACAUACAGGAAAUCGUAACCUUCCAACGUCAGUUCCUUCAAAAUUUAGAUGAAGCACUGGAGUUGGAACCAGACUUUCACAAGUUCGAUCAUUCCAGUCAAUUUAAGAACGUUCUGUUUUCGUUGGGAUCAGCAUUCCUGUAUUAUGUCAACCAUUUCAAAUUGUAUUCGUCAUUUUGCGCAAGUCACAGUAAAGCUCAAAAGGUGCUUCAUCCGAAUGAAGGAAAUCAAGCUCUGCAAGAAUUUCUGGUGUCAAGGAAUCCUAAACAACAACACAGCAGCACUCUGGAAUCGUAUCUCAUAAAACCAAUUCAACGGAUUCUCAAAUAUCCACUGCUUUUGCAACAAUUGAGAAAUUUGACUGAUCCUCGGUGUGAGGAACACUUACAUUUAGUUGAGGCCUUGAAGGGAAUGGAAAAAGUGGCUGAGCAUAUAAAUGAAAUGCAACGAAUUCACGAAGAAUAUGGCGCUAUAUUUGAUCACUUAUUCCGACAACAUCAAAAGGCUUGCAAGCAACCCAUAGACCUUAGUCCAGGUAUGUCCUCAGGUGACCUUUUGUAUUAUGGGGGCGUCGAGUGGCUUAAUAUAUCCGAUUUUUUGGGAAAAAUAAAAAAGGGUUUAGAGUUACAUGCCAUGUGCUUUGUGUUUAAAUCAGCGGUUGUGUUUUUGUGCAAGGAACGAUUGCGACAAAAGAAAAAGUUAAUGGGUGUUUCAAGUAAAAACACACAGAACGAAGUGGAAAUCAUUCGAUACCAAGUAUUAAUUCCGGUUACCGAAGUUCAAGUUCGUACAUCGUCCGCCAAGGACAUGGAUUCACAUUUCCUGUGGGAGUUGAUUCACUUGAGAUCCCAAUUGCAACGUCGAUCCGAAAAAGUGUAUGUACUGUCGAAUAGUACAGCUGAUUUCCGAAAUGCAUUCCUGAAGACGAUACGACAAAUUAUCCGCGAAAGUGUACGAAAUAUGUCAAUACCGAUGAAAGGACUGGACAACAUGAGUACAUUGGCUGAUAUGUUGCCACACCAUCGUGGUCAAUCGUGUAACUCGCAAACUCUGGAACGCCCGAAACAACAAAUUAUGAUAAUGCAAGGAUCACAGACAUUAGGAAAAACUAAAAAAUCCAAGACGGCUCAACGACAUUCAGCUGGCAACAUUGAUUAUGACAAUUUGCCAGGCUCUCAGGAAUCCGAUGAUAUCCCAUCGCAAACUCAACAUACCUUUAGAAGUAGAAGCAAAACUGUUGGUGAUGAACCUCCACCACCUCCGAAAAGACAUUAUCCUAGCGAAACUGAAAAAGAUCCAGGUGUUAAAUCCGAAGGUGAAGAUGAUUCACAAGCUGGAACGUCAACUUUAAAAAGAUCAUUAGGACGGACACCGAAUCACUUAACUUUAAGCACAACAUCAACGCUCAGCGUGGGUAGCACCGGCAGCCAAGCUCGACUAAUUCAAUCAUCACAUCCACCAUCUCAUUAUCAACCGGUACUUAUGAAAGAUUUAGGGUCCCCAGUGUGGAAACCACGUGACCCGAUUAGUUUAGGAGAUGCACAGUCGACAACACGCAAAGAUGAAUCAAAGUAAAUGCUCCUCAUUUCACUCACUUUAUAUUUUUCACUUAUUUUUCAAUAAAAAAGAAGACAAUGCUGUCACUACAUUUAUGAAAUUCGUAAUUUGUAAUAAUAAUUUUUUUUAAAAAGAAAAAAAUAUGAAAGAAUAAAACGAAUUAAUUUUUAAAUAAAAUCGUAAGGAAAAUAAAAACUACUUUACAGAAGAAAAAAAUGAGAAAAGAAAAUCCUGUAGCAGAGGAUCGUUUAAAAUGACUGAUUAUUCUAUCGUGUGAUCCACAAAACUUUUUUUUUUAUAAUAUCAAUACCAAAGAAUAUGUUGAAAAAAAUAAAAAUAAAUAAAAAAUAUUGAAUCAAUAUUGUCAAACAUCAAAUUUAAUAUUUAAAGAAAAUAGGACUCAGAAUUUUAACUCGACAGUGCUUCGUGAAAGAAAAAACAUUUUUGAAUUUUGAAAAUAAACUUUUUUUUUCGGUAAAAUAAAAAAUUGUGUCCGGAAAGUCUAAAUAACUUUUUCUAAAACAAUUUUUCUACUGCGAAACGAAAUAACACAAUCGUGAAUCGUUUGUCGACCUGUCGAAUCAAGAUCCUACUAUUUAGAUUCCUGAAACUGGUUAAAUUUCGACUGGUUAAUUCUGUUACAUUUUUCUCUUCGCUUGUUUCUUUUUCGUUCGUCGUCCAUUGAUUAUCUAUUAACUAAACUGAUUUCGUUAAACACAUUCAAAAUGAUAUUAAAUCAAUGACGUUCAUUUACCAGAGAUCAUAUUAAAUUUCAUUAUUGUAACACGGUCAUGCAUAAUCAAAUAAACAAAAGUAUUAAAGUGAAAUAAAAAGAAACGAAAAGAAAAUUACCAACCCCUCCCAAACAAAAGCAAAAACAAAUUAAAAGAAAAAGAAAAUCUCUAAUUAUUAAUAUGAUAUCUGAGUAGUGGGCACUCACCAAGUUUAAUGUACAUUUUGAAUGAUUUUCCACGCCGACAUAAAAUCAAAUAGAAUGCCAAUCAGAAAGAUAUUUUCUUUUACAACACUAAAAUGUCACAAACUGGCUCAACAUCCAGCACAAUAUAAUAAUAAUGCUCGUUUAUAUAUUGGAUGUUAUGAAACCGUUGAAAUUUGAACACGAUGUGAUCUGUAUUCGUUUGAAUACAUAAAGUGGCCAUACGAACAAAAGCCAUUUCCCGUGCAUUUAUCCAAUUAUACUCCAUUAUGUCGGAAUGGAAAAUCCAUCAGAAUUGUAUGUUUGAAAAAUUCGUAUUAACCAACCACACAAGUAAUUAAAAGUUAAAUAUUGAAAUUGCUGUAUCGUCGUAGAUAUAAUACUAAAUAAAUGAAUAUAUAAAGAGGAAAAAAAAUUUAAAAAAAAAGAGGAAAAUAGGAAAAUUAUAAUAGACAGCAAAGGAACAUAUACCUAGAUAUAAUUUAAAAAAGGAAAAAGAAGAAAAAAUCUAAUUAGAAGAGAUAUUAUUGAAAUUGUACUUACUACUAUUAAGUAAAUUACUUAAUUGUAUCUAAGUAAAAAGAAGAAAAGAAAUUAAACAAAAAAAAAAUAAAUAAAUUUUUAAAUUAAUUAUGGAAACGAAAUAGAAACUAUAUAUAUAAACUAAGAUAAAAUCGUAAAAUUGUUUUAAAUGACACACAAAAAAAAUGAAAAAAUAAAUAAAAGUAAAAUUUAAUUACAAACCAAAAAAAAAACGUAAAAUCUUUUAUAAACAUAGAACACAUUUUAAGAAGAAAAAAGGAUUUGAUAUUUCAGCAGUCUGUAGAAGAAUUCUCGUCAGUUUCCCCGACAUUAUAUAUAUUUAAAAAAAAAGACGUUAAGAGGUGUAAACGCUCGUGAUUUAUUCAAAAUUCAACUCAGACCGAAAAAUAUGUGAGAUUCAUAAUUUCAUUGCAUUUUGCACUACUAAUUACUUUUCCUUCCAUUCUUCCAGUCACAAAUUGACAGUAAAAUGUCCAGUUUUUUUAUUGUUUCAAAACAAAAAUUCAUUACAAACGAAGUUCGUUUGUUUAUCCACCAAACAAUGCAUGAACCACGAGUUAUUAAAAAAAAAGUUUUGUAAAAUGACUGGAACAAUUAAGUGGUUAUUGCUUUGGACAUGGUCAGUAACUGUUUUUUAAUUGAAGUUAAACAAAAAAGUUUCUAGUUUUUUUUCCCAAAAACGAAACCAACAAAAUACUCCGAAGCCUUGUCAACCAUUCAACACAUUUCAAGGUUCAUUUUUGUAGUUAUUGUCGAUAAAACAAGACAAUGACCGAUUAAUAACAGAAAUCAUUGGGAGCAUACAUCCACGAAUUUAUUCCACAUUCGAUCUCACUAAUCCAAUAUUCCUUUUGUAGCCGCGUUCUUGUUCUCGUUUCUCUAAGGAAAAGCAGGAACGUUUUGAUUUGAAAUAUUGGCAUUAAUUAGAAUAUAAAUUCUUCGGCCUCUGAUUAAACUUUUGUGUAAGAAGAUGAAGGUGAAAGUUAUAUACACAACACACUGAGUGGCCAAACAGAUUAAUUCGAUUCAAUUUUAUUUCCGAAAAAGUUGUAACUUUAAAAGAAAAUUAAAAAUCUGACAAAAAAGAAAAUAGACUGAAGAUUUUGUUAAGUGCCAAACUAACUUUUCCGGGUCAUAAUUACAAGAAAUGAAUUAAAAAUGAACAUCCAUAAAAAAUGAAUCGUUUUUAUAAAAAAAAAGUUUAAAAAUAAAAUGAAUGUGAAAUGUGUGCUGGCAGAUUCUUAGAAAAAUUUAAACAGAAAGGAAAAACAAAAUAUUUAAAAAUGAUACCCGGUUUCUGCGAAUCCUUAUGCACAUAAUAUUGUUAUCACUUUUAUAGUAAUAUAAUUAAAGACAACAUAAAAAUGGAAGAGAUAAUAUUGAUGAUAAUAGGAGUAUUAUAUGAGUAAUGCGAGAAGUAAACGUUUGCGAAUUCAAAUCGAAAGUAAAAAAUAAAUAAAUUUAUAAUUAAUAGACCCGUGAACGGAAACAUGAUCAUCAUUUGUUUUAAUUAUUAUAAAUUAUUUUUGUGAGGAUGUAUAAAGGAAGAUUGUGCGGUUUUUCCCAUCAAGCACAAAAUAUAAAUGUUAAAAAAAGCGCAUAUUUCAUAAAUCUACCACGCCUCCGUUGUCCACAGAACGUGGAUUAUAUAUGAAUAUUUUUACCCUUACAAACGCCAAGCGUAUCGCAACAAAUUCGUAAUAAUCUGGUACUUCAUUUGUGCAAAGUAUCUCUUUCUGUUUGAUACAUAAUCUGCCACUUCAAUAUUUUUAUCUUACAUUUCAUCAUAUAAGAGAUCACGAACUCGUCAUUUACUCUUGUGACAAAAGUCUUGUCGAUAGCAGAUGAUUAGGCGAUUCUAUAAAUUCAAGUUAUCUUCCGAGGUUAUAGAAAAAUAUUUUAUUCCCUGAAGUAUGAAAACCAUCCUCACAAAAACGUUUAUAAAUAAGCCCGAUUCUCUGUGACUAGUAAAAAUGAUUUCGUAGCUAAAAGUGAUGAAUAUCGGUAAUCGGAAAAUAUAAAUUUUAAUGGAAAAAGCGGUGUAAUUGUGUUAUAAUAAUGUUAUCAUUUUGUUUUUAAAAAAAAUUGUUCUGGAUACAGAUACUUGACCAUAACGAGUAUGUUUAUUAAGCAGAGAUAUUUAUUUGUUAAAAAUGAAUAAUUAAAACAAUCAAUAGAAAAUGUAAAAAACAAAAUGAAAAAUAUAUUUCCAAAAUUUAAAAACUUAAGGCAAUACUCGACGAGUAUUGUCACCGAUCAUUUGUCUGAAAUGAAAUUGUAAAAUAUAUUUAUCUUCCAAAGUAAUAAUUCCUUAUUUUAUAUAAGUUUUCAACUGAAUUUAAAAAUAAAGAAGAA